Messenger RNA from Trypanosoma cruzi, 826 nucleotides. RefSeq lists its product as uncharacterized. Lineage: Eukaryota; Euglenozoa; Kinetoplastea; Trypanosomatida; Trypanosomatidae. The annotation marks the transcript as partial. Gene Ontology annotation, cellular component: nucleus. The transcript has a single exon. The record is from RefSeq and is a predicted model, not a curated record.
GAAUAUUGUGGACGGAUUUGCCGUCGAUGUGUACGAAAGACAUGCUCUUAUUUGCUUGGAGUUAGGGGAUAUCGGGGAAUUUAAUCAGUGUCAGGCUUCUUUGAAAAAGUUAUAUGAGGGACUUUCGGAUGUCAAAGAAACUUCUAUUUCUGAUUUCUUUUGUUAUCGCCUUGCAUACCUCUCCCUUGGUGGUCAGCACGAUGCUUUGGCAACGGAGUUGAUAAUUUACACAAACACAAUUACAAAAAGCACAAAGACGCCUGAAAAUGCGUCACCACGAGUAAAAAAGACGGAUUUGCGGUGGACGAUUAAGUUGUGCACGGCGUGUGAAGACGGCGACUGUGGCACGAUUUGUCGAGCUCUUAUGGCUCUUCCACGCGGAAUGCAUUUGCUACUGAAAAUAUACCUUCAGAAGUGCCGGCUAAGAUGGCUAAGGGAGGCACUCAACUGCAUACGGGGGAUGGUUUCCAUGCGCCUUGUUAUGGCCUCCAUGGGCUCUACUCCCGUGGAACGUCACAAGGGUGAGGUGGCGCCUGGCGCAGAAGGGGAAGACACCCACUUUUGGUUGGAUGGAUCCUUUGCAGAGGCCGAGGAGGCGCUCAGGCAAUUCUUUGAAAUGAUCAAAUUUCCUCUUCCCCAGAGAUUUUCAUUUGCGGAGGAAAUCCGUCGGGACAUGAAAAAAAGGUAUCCUCAUUGCGGAGAGGAGGCUCUCAAAAGUGAAGAGGAUAUUACUGUGGUUGAUGCUGCAGCGUUGUUCAAGUGUGUUGACGGGUACAUCGCCUUCCUCAGCACAAGAAGUGAUGUUGGUAUUGGUAACGCUGAAUAA